Camelina sativa (false flax) is the source of this 1095-nucleotide messenger RNA. RefSeq names its product mitochondrial import inner membrane translocase subunit TIM23-2. The record is from RefSeq and is a predicted model, not a curated record. NCBI's taxonomy places the organism in Eukaryota, Viridiplantae, Streptophyta, Magnoliopsida, Brassicales, Brassicaceae. Gene Ontology annotation, cellular component: TIM23 mitochondrial import inner membrane translocase complex. Gene Ontology annotation, biological process: protein import into mitochondrial matrix. Gene Ontology annotation, molecular function: transmembrane protein transporter activity.
ACGACACAACACACAUCAUCACACGUUUCUCUCUCUCUCUCUCUCUCUCUCUCUUCCUCCUCCGUCGAUAGCCACCAUCAAAAAUCCCUAAAACCUAGACUUCUCUCUCUCUCUCUCUCCCAUAUUUCUGAUGGCGGCCAAUAACAGAUCCGAUCACGGAUCAGACGAAAACACACGGCUUUACAACCCUUACCAAAACUACGAAGUCCCAAUCAACAAAUCUCAGUACCUUUACAAGCUUCCUACAUCCCCUGAGUUUCUCUUCACGGAGGAGGCUUUGAGGCAGCGUAGAUCUUGGGGUGAGAAUCUCACUUUCUACACCGGUACAGCUUACCUCGGCGGCUCCGUUGCUGGAGCUUCUUUGGGAGUUAUCACUGGAGUCAAAAGCUUCGAAUCUGGCGACACGACUAAGCUCAAAAUCAACAGGAUCUUGAACUCUUCUGGUCAGGCGGGUCGGACUUGGGGUAACAGGGUUGGUAUCAUUGGUUUGGUCUACGCAGGGAUCGAGAGUGGUGUUGUCGCUGGUACGGAUAGAGACGAUGUUUGGACCAGUGUUGUUGCUGGUCUUGGAACUGGAGCUGUUUGUAGGGCGGCGAGAGGGGUGAGAUCCGCGGCUGUGGCUGGUGCUCUUGGUGGACUUGCGGCUGGAGCUGUUGUAGCAGGGAAGCAAAUUGUGAAGCGGUAUGUUCCCAUUUGAAGAGCUGCGAAUGUGUUAGAGUCUAAUUGGAAGACUCUGUUUUCGUCGUUGUUGAAAUUUUUGAUAGGAGAAAAUGGUGAAUUUGAUAGGUUUUGGUAUGUCUUGGAAUCAUUUAAAAAUGAAAGCUUUGUUUUUGGUUUCUAAGAGGUACAAAGUCUGUAUGUCUCUCAUAAUGCAGUUUCACUUUGAAGAAUAACCUGCAAACUUUUUUUUUUUAAUAUUCAUACUGAUACCGAUUGGUAAUUUAAUUUGUCAUUGAGUGUUUCUGCUAGUUAGUGUUUUAUGUUUCUGUUUGAUCAUCAAUGUUACCAUCUUCCUUGAUUUGUUAAGAAAUGGAUGUUUUGUAUUGUAUCAGACUUGAGAAGAAGCUCUUCUUUCAUGUAUCUCUUAUCAUUUCA